Psilocybe cubensis is the source of this 1368-nucleotide messenger RNA. RefSeq lists its product as uncharacterized. The transcript is spliced from 8 exons. Bases 1 to 1368 code for a protein of 455 amino acids. The record is from RefSeq and is a predicted model, not a curated record. NCBI's taxonomy places the organism in Eukaryota, Fungi, Basidiomycota, Agaricomycetes, Agaricales, Agrocybaceae.
AUGCUCACCCCGACCCAGAUUGAAAAAGCCCUCAUGGCUAUCAACACCAACAAAGAACUCGAAUGCCCCGAACUAGCAGACACUCUGAAGGGCGCGAGAUGGAUUCACCAGUCCAUCAACCCAUUUUUGAACGUAAAGAGCGUCAUCCAAGAGGGUCUUGAGUUUCUGGCCAACCAUAUAACGGAUGGUAUGACCCGACAACAAAUAUUGGAUUUACAACCCAAGCUCUGGUCCUUUUAUGAGAUGCAGGACUUAAUGCCCGACCUUAUGGAUAUCAUCAAGAAGUGCAAGGACAAUUCUGCCUUGAUUGGCAAAGUCAUUGAUUUGGUAUCGAGUGCUGCAGCUCAUUCGCGAUCCGACGAUCUCUUCAAGGCACAUAAGUUGAUCCCGGAGUUGAUCCUAUUUGAUCUGAGGGUCCCACUUGACCUACAGGCCUACAAACUGGCCUGUGCCAGGGUGAACCGGGGCUAUAAACACCCUGCAUACGCCGCUCUUUUAAUCCCACGUGUCAAGUUCGCCGAGCUCGCCGACCUCAAUCUUGUCAUUGCAAUCAGCGGUAAGACUUGGCCUGAGGCGAAAAGCAUUUUGAAGGCCGACCGCCUCUACGCAUUUAUUCUGACGCUUCUGUCGGGUCUUUCUGAUGACAAUACGUGGGCCAAGGAGACUGUGGCUUGGUGGCAAGAGAACAUUAUCUUACCAUCUGAGCCCGUGGAUCAUGACAAGAAGUCGUCCUCUUUGGAAGGUAGUGCACGCGACGGACGCCUCAGAGACCCGGUAGAACGGCGUAAAGCUCAAAUGGCCGCUGCGGCUCAAGCACCUGCACCUGCUCGUGCACCUGCACCCGCAUCCCCUCGUGCACCCACACCCGAACCUGCUCGUGUACCCACACCCGCACCUGCAUCUCCUCAAGCACGCGCACCCUCCUCCCACCCCGCCCUAGAUAAUGGGUCUGCACCAGCGCUAGCUAAAGCAUUUGCAGCUGUUUCACUGGCGGAACCUGUGCCUCAACAAGUCUCCCAUCGCCGAAUGGCAUUAAACGCGAUUAGGAUCCCUUCAGAAUCCCCCCCUGACCUCCCUUCUGAGGAUUCUUCCUCUCUUUCUUCCGAAAACAAACGCUCCCCUUCCCCACCAGCCCCGAUCAAGAUCAAGCUCCCUGCAAAGAGGAAAGCGGCGCCACGCCGCCCUGGUCCAAAGCGUAAAGACGCACCACCUUCAGACCCCUUCGAGACUGGGGAUGAGGCCCUGCCUACUCCCAAUUCUGACGCCACUGCCGCCGACGGUGAAGAACCACCAGCUAAAAAGGCCAAGAAAGGUGCCCAGACCAUGGGAACGCGCCAACCUAUCAAACGUAAGGCUAAGAAAUUCUGA